GCCAAUUGUAUUGAGCUACUGCGAAGCUAGUCAAAAUUAAUGUAAAAUAAACGUUCAGUUGUCAAAGCAAAGCCAGCUAAUGAGAUUUGGAUAUCGUAUUUAGUAUUACGGAGCUUUGGGUUCAAUAACCUUGAUUAAUGCCUUGUUGGACCCGCGACAUUUCAGUUUGGAUAAAAAAACGUACUUCAGUGUAACGUUAACGUUAGCUAGUUAACAUGAUAGCCUUUGAGCUAGGUUAGCUAACGGUAGUAUAAAUUGAACAAUAGCUCUCAAAUUAAGAUCCUUGAAGCAAUGUUGGGGUUUCUGACAGCAAGGCAGGCUGGUCUGGAUGACCCUCUGCGACUGAGACGUGCUGAGUCAACGAGAAGGGUCCUAAGUCUGAAGUUAAAUCCUGACAGAGACGUGGAUAGAAUCCAUGGAAAUGGCAUCAACACCAUUGACAUUGAAGCAAUAGAGGGCAGAUACAUGUUGUCUGGCGGAGCAGAUGGAGUGAUCGUCGUCUAUGACCUGGAGAACUACAGUGGGAAACUACAGUACACCUGCAAGGCAGUUUGCACAGUAGGCAGGUCAAGUAAGUAUGUCCACAAAUUCAGCGUAGAGACAGUCCAGUGGUAUCCUUAUGACACGGGCAUGUUUGUCUCCAGUUCCUUUGACAAGACCAUGAAAGUGUGGGACACUGAGACACUGAAGCCUGCUGAAGUCUUUCAGUUUGAGGGCAAUGUCUACAGCCACCACCUGUCCCCCAUCGCCAGGAAGCACAGUCUUAUCGCAGUUGGCACCAAAGAACCUAAAAUCCAGCUGUGUGACCUGAAGUCUGGUUCACGGAUUCAUGUUCUUCAGGGUCACAGAGCAGAGGUCCUGUCUGUGCGGUGGUCGCCCAGAUACGAGCACAUCUUAGCCACUGCCAGUGCAGACAGCAAAGUGAAAGUAUGGGAUGUGCGUCGGGCUUCUGGUAGUCUCUUUACUCUGGAUCAGCACAAUGGAGACAAGUCAAAAGCUUCCUCUGAGGCAGUGAACACAGCUCAUGAUGGCAGAGUGAAUGGCCUGUGCUUUACUGGCGACGGCCUCUACCUCCUCACCACUGGAACUGAUGACCGUAUGCGACUAUGGAAUAGUGCCACUGGGGAAAACACACUGGUAAAUUACGGGAAGGUCUGCAACGAGAGUCGUAAAAGACUACAGUUCACAGUGUCACGUGGCUGCAGCCCAGAGUUUGUUUUUGUGCCAUGCGGCAGCUCAGUAGCUGUGUAUGGCCUCCACACGGGAGAGUUGGUCACUAUGCUCAGGGGUCACUACAACAAUGUCGACUGCUGUGAGUUCCACCCAGACUACCAGGAGCUGUAUAGUGGAGGUAAAGACUGUAAUAUCCUGGCGUGGGUUCCUGUCAUUCGUGCCUCAGAUGUGGAAGAAGAGACAAAAAGUGCAAAUCAGGCUGCUGCUGCUGCUGACCGGUCUUCAGCGAACUCUGCCUUUCAGGAUGCAUGGAGCAGCGAUGAAGAUUAAUGCUGGUGUUUUGUAUGUGUGGACAUGCAUGGUGUUUGACCAUGCAAAUGAGCAAACCGUUAUUAACUUGUCAAAUAAAUGACAGGUCCAGGGACACCUGGGAAGAUGACUAUAGGCUUAGGGAAGUUUCCCCCUUUUUUAUCAUUGCAGACAAAGAUGAAGGCCUCAAAAUUUAAAUGAAAUGUGUAAAUAAUUGUACAACUUUGUGAAUUUGCACAAUGUUAUAAAUACGGUUUGUUUUUGUACAUUU
Messenger RNA from Sander lucioperca (pikeperch), 1753 nucleotides. It is a transcript of the gene ercc8, whose product is annotated as excision repair cross-complementation group 8. Lineage: Eukaryota; Metazoa; Chordata; Actinopteri; Perciformes; Percidae. Gene Ontology annotation, cellular component: Cul4A-RING E3 ubiquitin ligase complex; nucleotide-excision repair complex. Gene Ontology annotation, biological process: proteasome-mediated ubiquitin-dependent protein catabolic process; protein polyubiquitination; transcription-coupled nucleotide-excision repair. Gene Ontology annotation, molecular function: protein binding. The record is from RefSeq and is a predicted model, not a curated record. The transcript has 12 exons. The coding region runs from base 292 to 1503 and encodes 403 amino acids.